Oryza brachyantha (malo sina) is the source of this 794-nucleotide messenger RNA. Its product is annotated as nodulin-related protein 1-like. The record is from RefSeq and is a predicted model, not a curated record. Lineage: Eukaryota; Viridiplantae; Streptophyta; Magnoliopsida; Poales; Poaceae. The transcript has a single exon. The coding region runs from base 83 to 571 and encodes 162 amino acids. Gene Ontology annotation, biological process: regulation of abscisic acid biosynthetic process; response to heat.
GUAUCCUCCUCAUCCUAUGCACCGCUGCUCGUGAAUUCUGAGCUCUCGACCCUGCAAGAACUUAGAGUCACAAGGUUGCUCAAUGGCUGAGGAAAGCAAGUCCGGCUCUGGCUCCGGCGACCUGCUGUCGAGCGGCAAGGUGGUGGCGCAGGCGACCAUGUCGGCGUUCCAGCAGAAGAGCGUGGAGGGCGUCGACAAGAAGGAGGUCGCCGGCGCCGCGGCGGACCUGCUGCACUCCGCGUCCACCUACGGCAAGCUCGAGGACAAGCCCGUCGGGCAGUACAUCGAACAGGCGGAAGGGUACCUCAAGAGUUUCAGCUCCGGUGGCGCGGCGGCGCCGCCACCGCCAGCCGGGGAGGCCGCGCCGAAGCCCGCGGCGGCGGAGGAGCCUGCAGCGCCGCCUGCUGAGAAGGAAGGCAGCAAGGCACCGGCGUCGGAAGGGUUCGGGCUCGACGACGUCAUGAAGGGCGCCGAGUCGCUGAUGGAGAAGAAGGGUGGAGGGGAGGAGAGCGCCGGGAGCGGCGGCGGCGCCGGCGGGCUGUUCAAAAUGGCGCAGGGUUUCAUGAAGUAGAGGCGGCUCUGCUGCACCGAUAGCUUAGCUGCAUGCAUGUAUGCGUGUUUAUGCUUUAAUUGGCUUGUUAACUGCUGAUAUGUGUACUCUGUGUGCUUAAUUUGUAAAUGUCUCUGAGCUUUCUGUUUGCUUGUAUGGUGAAUAAUGCCAUUCUAUGCUGGAUCUGUGGUGUAUAUGUUCUCUGAAAUGUAAAAAUAAGAAACGGCAGACUUCCUGUGUAAAA